AUGGAUUUGUUAGAUGGAAUAGAGGACUACUCGUCAACUCAAUUUCAAAACAAAAUUGUAAUAAAAUCCACUCAACAACAAGAAGAAGAUGGGACACAAGAAAACCAAACUGAAUCGUUGUUAGGAUUGGAUCUCGAUGCAAUUUCAAAGGUUUUCAAUGAGGAAGGUAACGAAGAUGAAGAUAUUCCCAAUUUCAGUAUCUUGGAUAAAAUUAGUAAAAGAUUAAAUGGAGGUGGUGAUGAUGAUGAUGUCGAGGAAAAUGGAGAAGAGAAUCAAGCUAAUGAGGAAACACAGAAAACUGCUGACGACGCGUCACAUCAAACCAAGUUUCAAUUACUUCCACAACUUGCAGUCGACGAGACAGAAUAUAGUAAUGCCGACUCAACCACUCAAGUCAUAAAUCCGACUCAAAGAAUCGCGUCUACACAAGUGAUUGAAAAAACACAGGUAAUUGCUAAACCAAGUGGAAUUGAUCAAACUCAAGUUAUUGAAAAACCACAAUUAGACAAAACCCAGGUAAUACUGAAACCUACCACCAUUGACAAGUUGUUUGUCUCGGAUGAUGAAUUAGAAAACGGACCUAUCCAACCAUCAUUAUCCAAAGAAGAAAGAGAAGCCAGGAUUGCUGAUCUUGCUGAGAAAAAACGUCUUGAAAGAUUACAGAAAGAACGUGAAGAAUUAGAAUUAGAUAUCACCAGGGGUACAUUGACAGAUGAAGAAGAGGAAUUGAACCAAGAAGCCAAUGAUACUGUUGUUUCUUCACAUCUUCCAAAAGAAGGUUUAUCAACUAAAGAAUUAGAAAAGGCACAAGAGUUCUUGAAUAUUCAAAAACGUCAUGUUGAUAUUCGUCCCGAGUUUGAGAAAAAAGUUGUUUUCACUAAAGAUAAGUUAUUAUCUGCAUUUUCUGAUGAUGAAGAUGAAGACGAAGCUGCAUUACCUAUCAUUCCAGAAAGACAACCAUCGUCUCCUACUGUCGAAGAAAUCUUAAGAUCAAGUCCAUUUACAUCCCCAGUGAAGGAACAACACGAGAAUAUAAUGGAUUUAUUUCAAAAACCAGUUUCUAAGCCAAAGAAUCCGUUGGAAAUCUAUACCGAAAAACUCAAGCAACAACUUUCGAGUUCACCAACAUUGGGCAAUGGCGGUGCCAAGGGAUUGAUCAAUUUAGAUUCAGAUUCAGAUAUCGACAUUGUGUCUUCUUCCCCUACAAAACAUCGUUCCACCAAUGUCAAUACCCAACCUUCUAAAUUUUCCAAUCGUGCUAAAGAAUUGGAUAAAAUCCCAGAACUAACCAAAGAACAAAGGUUAAUGAUCAAACAGAAGUUUUCAAAGAAAAAGUUUCAAAAUUGUAAGAACAACAUGUCUGCUAAUCCACAACAACAUCAAAAGGAAACCGAUUUCUUCAAGAAAUUGCGCAAGAAGAAUAUAGAUCAGUUGAAGUCAAAUAAAUUAAAUGAUCCUGACCAUGCUAUACUAGAAGAAUUAGAACAGGAUGAACAAACCAUGACUUCGCUUUUGGAAAGAGAAAUGGAAAGAGCAAGAAACAUUAGAAAGAAGGAGAAGUUACAAGAACGAGCUAAGUUGGCUUUGAUGGGCAAGGCAUUAGGUGUUGAAGAACAAGACGAUGAUGCUGAUUAUACCAAUGAUGUUCCAGAAAGUGAUGUUGCCGAAUCUGAAGUGCCAGAAAGUGAUUAUGAUUCUGAAAUGGAUGACAACGACAAUGAAGAAGAAGAAGAUGGGGAUGAAGCUCCUGGUAAGAUUGAAGAUAAUUUUAGAAGCGAUGAUAGUUAUAUGUUUGGUGGUGGUGAUUUAGAUCAUGAUGCCGAUAAAGAUCAAAAAAUUACCACUACCUUGGAUGAUGGAAAACAUGUUCAACAGCAGAAUCUAACGUCAGAAUAUGAUGAUAAUUCUUUUGCUAAUAAAAGUACAGAACUUUUCCAAAACUUAAAGCCAAGAACAAGUAAUGAAGAUUCAUUUAUUUCAACUCAGGAUGAAGGCAGUUUACUACUGAUCCAACCACCUCAAUUUGAUAAUAUUACCCAACUUGCAACGCAAACUCAAGUAGAUGGUGAACCCACUCAAAAAGAUGAAGAAGCAACUCAAAAGGAUGAAAUGGUCACGCAAAAGGAUGAAGUAACCACGCAAAGGGAUAGAGCAGUGACACAGAAGUCAACUUCUACUAAAGAAACACAAGUGAUUUCCAGACCGAAGGAGGUCGAAGAAGAAGAUGACGAUGAUUUGGUAACUCCAGCUCAUGUUCAACGUGGACGUAAACAGGUGAGAAAUAAUAUGCUUAAGGUCGAAGAAGAGGAAGACGAGGAUAAUAAGGAGCUGGAGCAAUUAGAUGAAGAUGAAGAUGAAGAUGAAGAUGAAAGUCCUGAAGCUAUGCAACGUCGAAUCAAGGAAUACGAGUUAAAGAUUAGAAAACGGGAAUUGAAGAUACGUAAAAGAAGGAAAGAUAUGGAAAGAAGAGGUCUUAAGAAUAUAAUUGAAGGGGAAGCAGAAGAAUCUGAAGAUGAAUGGAAAGGUUUAGGUGGUGUUGAUGGAGAAGUCUCCGAUGUUGCCAAUUCUGAAGAUGAAAGAAUGAUUGAUAAUAACUUCAAUAUUGAUUUGAAGAAUGAAGAAAUUAGAAAGAAGUUUAUGGAAGAUUAUCAAAUUAAGGAUCAAAAGGAAUUGGAAAAAUUAUUAGACGAUAUUAAGAAUCAUCGUUUGAUUAAACGUGCUGGUGUUGCCAAUGGGUUAGAUAUCGAGAUUAGUGAUGAAGAAGAUAGUUUAUUGGAAGCUUAUAGACGUCAAAAACUCAUGGAACAACAACAAAGAUUAUUGAAGAAUAAGAAAUUGCUUGAAAUUUAUAAAAAUGAAAAGUCCAAAGCUUUCUUUAACAGUAUCAAAGAGAAUAUUGAGAUAAUCAAGAUAGAUGAUAGUGAUUCUGAUGAUGAUGAUAUUCAAGUUGUUGGUGAAUCCAAGAAAGAAAAGGAAAAAUCUGAUACUGAAGAAGAUAAUGAUUCAUUGGAAAAAGAAGCCCCAGUUAAAAAGACCAUUAAAAUUGAUGAAAAUUUUGUCAGAAAGAAAUUAUCAUUUUUGUAUUCAGCUAAUGAUGAUUGUGAAGAAUAUGAAAGAUUGCAAAGAAUCUCAAAACUUCAGCAUGGAUUUGAUGUUGAAGAUGACGAAGAUGUUGAAGAUGUUAAGGCAUUAAAAUCUAAAAGUAUUCUCAAUUUGACUACUAAAAGCAGGUCAACUACUCCAGUUGGAUCUAUAUCUGAAAAUCAAUCCAGAAAGAGAAGCCACGAUGAAACUGGAGAUACUGAUGUUGAUGACGAUGAUGAUAUUGCUGAACUCAUUCCAUCAUUUAAGAAACCUUCUGUUGUGAGUUCGUUCAGAUCAUUCCAGGAACAACAAGGUAUUACUAUUAAAGAUGGUAAACAACAUUUCUCGGGUGUUACUAUUAGUAAACAAUAUAAGGUUGUUUCAGGAUCUAAAGCAUCAAUUACAUAUAUGUCAAAUAAUAGCAAACGACAAUUGAAAAGUUUGAAAGAAAAGAAGAUUGAAAAAACAAUUAAUAUUUCCAAAGGCAAGAAAAACAGUUUUUUCGAUAAUUCAAGUUUUGAAUAG
Candida tropicalis MYA-3404 is the source of this 3609-nucleotide messenger RNA. It is a transcript of the gene GIN1, whose product is annotated as chromatin-modulating protein. NCBI's taxonomy places the organism in Eukaryota, Fungi, Ascomycota, Pichiomycetes, Serinales, Debaryomycetaceae. The record is from RefSeq and is a predicted model, not a curated record. Gene Ontology annotation, molecular function: anaphase-promoting complex binding. The coding region runs from base 1 to 3609 and encodes 1202 amino acids. Gene Ontology annotation, biological process: mitotic DNA replication checkpoint signaling; mitotic G2 DNA damage checkpoint signaling; activation of protein kinase activity. The transcript has a single exon.